GUGAGAAUGUGGCGGCAGGAGGAUUCGCUUUGUUCAGGACAUAAAAGAUUGCUCAGACGGCAAACAAUGGAGGCUGGAGUGAACUGGAGUCAACCACUGGAGAUUGUGGGCCGUGGUUUGGGGAACCAGCAGCAGCCCAGCGGUGCAGGGAAACCCAGCAAAAUCCAGAGGCGAGAGGCCCGCCAGUACGAGGGGGGAAAGGCUCCCACUUCAGGGAGGGAGCCUUUCCCCAACGUCUACUUCGUGCUGGCGAAAUCCCUGGAGGGACGUGGCGAACGUGGCAAACAUCAGGACCACACCUCCAGGGAUGAGGCUCCAGCACCUGCUCCCGGGAUCAAGAAUGACAGAACAUCGCGGCGGUUCCCAGCGCCUGAUCCUGAUCCUCGUCUGCCUCACCCUCCGUCGGUUCUCCGUACGGGCAUGGCUCCUUCCUGGCCGUACUUGGCGCAGAAGCAGCAGCCAAGGUUUCCCCCUAUCAAAAAUGCCUCAAGGGUGAUUCCGGAGCCGGGGGAGACUUUGGCUGCUGCCUCUGUGCCAGGCUGGUCGGGGCGGAGCCCAGACGCCCGUACGGAGGGGUUCAGGGUGGGGCAGUUAAUAAGAUCAGCGAGGAGAAGGCUCAGCCUGGGAGCCGCCGCAUCCCGGGAGGGCCUGGAGCCGAGACAACGGCCUCUCGCCUCACAGGGUAUGUCUUCUGCACCGCUGUGGCUGCUGCUGAAGCCCCCUCCCCGCAAAUAAUGCAGGCCAGUCGUGCUGCCUUCAGAGAGCGCCGCUCAGAGCGGAGUCGCGUUGACUGGCCAGCAUCAGUUUUUCCACCCGUGGCAACCGCCUGGCCUGGGUCAGCCA
Molecule: messenger RNA, 843 nt
Organism: Podarcis raffonei (Aeolian wall lizard)
Lineage: Eukaryota; Metazoa; Chordata; Lepidosauria; Squamata; Lacertidae
Exons: 9
Coding region: 7-735 (242 amino acids)
Source: RefSeq, a predicted model, not a curated record